AUGCGCUCCUCCAGGUCCCUGACGGACAUUCAACAGCUGAAUGGAAGGUUAAUCGCCUUGAACCGCUUCUUAUCAAAGGUAGCCGACAGGUCUCUUCCCUUCAUGAAGGUGCUGAAGGACUGUCUUCAAACGGAUAGGUUUAAAUGGACCCCUGAGGCGGAAACCGCUUUUCAAGAAAUGAAAGAUUACAUCUGUAAGCUUCCUACCUUAGCUACCCCAGUACCCGGGGAAGAUCUGCUUUUGUACUUGUUCGCUUCAAAAACGUCCAUAAGUGCGGUUAUGAUGGUGGAACGGGAAGCGAGGCAGAUACUAAUAUACUUCAUCAGCAGGACCCUCAAGGUUCCUGAGGAACGCUAUAUGCCCCUAGAGAUGUUAGCUUUGGCUCUUGUUUUUGCAUCUCGAAGACUCAGAAGGUACUUUCAAGGGCACAAAAUCACCCUAAUGACAGAUCAACCCCUCCAGAAAGUGUUAAGGAGGCCGGAGUUAUUAGGACGUCUGGCUAAGUGGGCAGUCGAACUAGGAGAACAUUCCUUGGAAUUCAAAUCCAGAACUGCCAUGAAGGGACAAAUACUGGCCGACUUCAUGGCGGAGGUCCCUGAGGAUGAAGAAAAAGAACUUUUAAAGUGGGAAGCCUUGGAGAAGGAAGAGAAAGAGAAGGAAGGCGAGGCAGUGUGGAAGUUACUCACAGACGGGGCCUCCAGCGAAGAAGGUAGCGGGGCGGGCAUUACGUUAAUCAGUCCUGAGGGGAUUGAGCUAACCUAUGCAAUCAGGCUAGAUUUUGAGAAUACCAACAACAUUGCAGAAUACGAAGCCCUUUUAGCAGGGAUAAGGCUAGCAAAAAAGAUGAAAGCAAAGCAUGUGGAGGCUAAUACAGACUCGCAGUUAGUGGUCAAACAAUACCAAGGGGAAUGUGAGGCAAAAGACAGCACAAUGGCUCAAUACGUGGCAAAGGUAAAAGAAACAGCCAAGGCUUUCAAGACCUUUAAACUAGAAUACAUCCCCCGCGGGAGAAAUAGAAAAUCUGAUGCCCUCAGCAAGCUGGCCUCCGUGGCAUUUGACCACCUAGCGGGAGAAAUCAAAGUGGAAAUCCUGACCUCCCCCUCUCUCGACGCGGAAGAGGUGGCUGCGAUUGAAAGCGCACAAGAGACAUGGAUGACAUCGAUUGUGGACUGGGCAGCCAGGAAGGUAAGAGUCAAAGCCUUACAAUAUGAAUUGAUCGAUGAAGAACUUUACCGAAGGUCAUACCUGGGUCCAUCCCUGAAGUGCGUUGAAAAUGAAGAGGCCAAGUAUGUGAUAAGAGAGAUACAUGAGGGGAUCUGUGGAAUGCAUUCGCAGCCAAGGACAGUAGUGGCGAAGGCAAUGAAUGCGGGAUUCUAUUGGCCUCGAAUGUAUGAGACAGCAUCAGAGGAGAUCAAGAGAUGUGACAAUUGCCAGGUCCAUGCACCUAUGACGCACCGCCACAAACACCCAAUGCUACCUGUUUCAACGUCCUGA
Molecule: messenger RNA, 1494 nt
Organism: Helianthus annuus (common sunflower)
Lineage: Eukaryota; Viridiplantae; Streptophyta; Magnoliopsida; Asterales; Asteraceae
Exons: 2
Coding region: 1-1494 (497 amino acids)
Molecular function (GO): RNA-DNA hybrid ribonuclease activity; nucleic acid binding
Source: RefSeq, a predicted model, not a curated record